Molecule: messenger RNA, 576 nt
Organism: Closterium sp. NIES-65
Lineage: Eukaryota; Viridiplantae; Streptophyta; Zygnematophyceae; Desmidiales; Closteriaceae
Source: the annotation of a GenBank genome assembly
AUGACCUAUAGCUUUUCCUACAGUGCGAUAGGGCAGACAGACUCUCCUUGUUCGAUCUCACCUGUGGUGCCUCUCCUGCCCCGCUUGCUGAUGCUGACAGCACUUCGGUCGGCGCUGCGGCUGCCCCUAGCGGGCGACGCCGCACCGGCAAGGGCAAGGGGGGCAAGGGCGCUUGAGGGGCUGGCGGGGGCGGUGGAGGUGGCGGUGGAGGCAGUGGAGGGGCUGGGGGUGGUGGUGGGAGUGGUGGCGGGGGUGGAGGUGUCGGUGGCAGCAGUGGAGGGAGAGGAGGCGGCAGCGGUGGCGGAGGGAGCGGAGGCGGUGGAGGUGGCGGAGGCGGCGGCGGCGGUGGUGGAGCUGGUCGCGGCUCUGCACAGAGGAGUGGUUCCGGAGGUGGUCCGCGCCAGCUGCAGCUGCGCACUCGUGAGACCCCGUCCCCCCAGUAGCUUCGUGAGUGGUACCCUGGGCGUCAACGCGGUGGGGGUACUGGUCCCUGUACCUACGUCCUCCGUACCGGCGACCGCGCUGGUGAGCAGUGCGGGGGCUCGCACUCCACCGAGCGAUGAUUCGGCCGCCUGA